AGCAUCAUCGUACCGGAUAGCACGAGUCCAAGAAAGAGAAACUUGAAGAACAUGAGCAAACGCCAAAAGUGACUUCCAAUCAGUGGAGCACACAUCCAGCACACUCUAGAAGUUUAAGAGACCCAAAGCAGACAGAAGACGAUGAUCGCGUCUCAUUUACUGGCGUACUACUUCACCGAGCUUCACCAGGACCACGUCCAGAGAGUGGAUAAGUACCUGUAUCACAUGCGUCUGUCCGACGAGAACCUGAUGGAUGUGUCCAAGCGCUUCAGGAGGGAGAUGGAUAAAGGACUGGGCCGAGACACUAACCCAACCGCAGCCGUCAAGAUGCUCCCCAGCUUCGUCCGCUCCACACAUAAUGGCACAGAAACGGGAGACUUCCUCGCUCUGGACCUGGGAGGAACAAAUUUCCGAGUUCUGCUCGUUAGGGUGUCCAGUAAUGGGAAGCAAAAGGUGGAGAUGGAGAACCAGAUCUACGCUAUUCCAGAGAACAUCAUGAGGGGCAGCGGGACAGAGCUCUUCGAUCACAUAGCUGAAUGCUUGGCUAAUUUCCUUGAGAAACUGGGCAUCAAAGUCAAGAAGCUGCCUCUUGGCUUUACCUUUUCGUUUCCUUGCCAGCAGAUCAAGCUAGAUGAGAGUUUUGUGGUGUCCUGGACCAAAGGUUUUAAGGCGAGUGGAGUGGAGGGGAGAGAUGUUGUGGGCCUGUUGAGAAAAGCCAUCAAGAAGAGAGGGGAUUUUGACAUUGACGUGGCUGUGAUCAAUGACACUGUCGGCACCAUGAUGACCUGCGGCUACGAUGACCAUCACUGUGAGAUCGGCCUCAUCGUCGAGAUCCCGGUUUCUGAAGAUCAGUGGGGAUACACUGUUUCUUUACAGCUGUUUGAGAAGAUGAUCAGUGGGAUGUAUAUGGGUGAGCUGGUCAGACUGAUCCUGGUGAAGAUGGCUAAAGACGGCCUGCUCUUCCAGGGACACACCACUCCAGAUCUGUUCACCACUGGCCACUUCCAGACCUCCUUCGUCUCUGCCAUCGAGAAUAAAAAGUUUGAGAAGAUGAUCAGUGGGAUGUAUAUGGGUGAGCUGGUCAGACUGAUCCUGGUGAAGAUGGCUAAAGACGGCCUGCUCUUCCAGGGACACACCACUCCAGAUCUGUUCACCACUGGCCACUUCCAGACCUCCUUCGUCUCUGCCAUCGAGAAUAAAAAGUCAGUACCUUUUUGUGCUUGUGUGUUUCUUGCUAUACUAAAAAAGUGCGGCAGAAAUCGUGGCGCCUUCUUGGCACUGGAUCUGGGUGGCACAAACUUCAGGGUGCUCUUGGUAUGUGUUCGAAGUGGGAAAAGACGGAGCGUGGAGAUGCAUAAUAAGAUCUACACCAUCCCUCAAGACAUUACCCAGGGCACCGGCGAGGAGUUAUUUGAUCACAUAGUGCACUGCCUUGCUGACUUCCUGGAGUAUAUGGGUAUGAAGGGAGCAUCGCUGCCUCUGGGAUUCACCUUCUCGUUUCCCUGCCAUCAGACCCGACUGGAUCAGGGAAUCUUGAUAAAGUGGACAAAGGGCUUCAAGGCCUCGGGGUGUGAGGGGGAAGAUGUGGCCACACUACUGAAAGACGCCAUCCAUCGCAGUGAGGAGUUUGAUCUGGAUGUGGUAGCAGUGGUGAAUGACACCGUGGGCACCAUGAUGACUUGUGGGUACGAGGAUCCUCAAUGUGAAGUUGGGCUUAUUGUCGCUUUGCCAGCAUCAUGCGGGAAACCUUAAGAGACCUGGCCCCCGACUGUGAGGUUACUCUUGUCCAAUCAGAAGAUGGCAGCGGAAAAGGUGCCGCCCUCAUCACGGCCGUGGCUUGUCGAUUAAGAGACGCUAGAAAGUAGAGACUGAACAAAAUAACGUAAAGGGGAAAAGAUAACGAGGGAGAAAUUACACACUGAGCUUCCACAGAUGUGACCUUACUGAAGCAACACUCCUGUCUGUAAAAGAAUGUAUCUUAUUUAUUUUUCUUGCAUUUUGUGCUUUAGGUCAUGCAUUGCAAGGACUUGGCAUAUGCUGAUGGGGGGGUUGUUUGUAGAAAAGGGGAAAACAAUUCAUAACUAUUAUGUGUAUUGUUACUGAUUUGAAUUACUGUACUGUCUGAGGAAAAGCACAAAGAGAUUUUAUUGACCUGUUGAGCUGUGAAUGAUGUAAUUUAUUUCCGUCCAUGCAUAUUUCCAGGCUGCAGAUUAAAGGAUUCUUCUGUUCAUUUACUCACCGUCAAAUUGCACUCUUAAAAAAAUAAAGGUGCUUCACAGCGAUG
This is a messenger RNA of Sinocyclocheilus anshuiensis, 2284 nucleotides long. Its product is annotated as hexokinase-2-like. Gene Ontology annotation, biological process: carbohydrate phosphorylation; intracellular glucose homeostasis; glucose 6-phosphate metabolic process. Gene Ontology annotation, molecular function: glucokinase activity; fructokinase activity; D-glucose binding. The record is from RefSeq and is a predicted model, not a curated record. The transcript is spliced from 14 exons. Bases 142 to 1752 code for a protein of 536 amino acids. Gene Ontology annotation, cellular component: mitochondrion; cytosol. NCBI's taxonomy places the organism in Eukaryota, Metazoa, Chordata, Actinopteri, Cypriniformes, Cyprinidae.